Molecule: messenger RNA, 1849 nt
Organism: Microtus oregoni (creeping vole)
Lineage: Eukaryota; Metazoa; Chordata; Mammalia; Rodentia; Cricetidae
Product: receptor expression-enhancing protein 2
Exons: 8
Coding region: 148-912 (254 amino acids)
Biological process (GO): endoplasmic reticulum tubular network organization
Cellular component (GO): endoplasmic reticulum membrane; endoplasmic reticulum tubular network; cytoplasmic microtubule
Molecular function (GO): taste receptor binding; microtubule binding
Source: RefSeq, a predicted model, not a curated record
GCUGCGGCAGGAACCUCCCCUUUAACGGCGGCAACUCCGCGCUCUGCUGACCCCACAGCGGCUGCCGCUGCUAACUGCAGCUCCUGCUGCCUCCACCGCCGGCCUCGGGCAGCUGCAUCCUCGCCCGGGCUGGGUCCCCGCCCCGCCAUGGUGUCCUGGAUCAUCUCUCGCCUGGUGGUGCUCAUCUUUGGCACCCUGUACCCAGCCUACUCUUCCUACAAGGCCGUGAAGACCAAAAACGUGAAGGAAUAUGUAAAAUGGAUGAUGUACUGGAUCGUCUUCGCCUUCUUCACCACAGCAGAGACACUCACGGAUAUCAUACUGUCCUGGUUCCCCUUCUACUUUGAGCUCAAGAUUGCUUUUGUGAUUUGGUUAUUGUCCCCUUACACCAAGGGCUCCAGCGUUCUCUACCGCAAAUUCGUGCAUCCAACUCUGUCCAACAAGGAAAAGGAGAUUGACGAAUAUAUCACACAAGCCCGAGACAAGAGCUAUGAGACCAUGAUGAGGGUGGGCAAGCGGGGCCUGAAUCUGGCCGCCAAUGCCGCAGUCACAGCUGCUGCCAAGGGCCAGGGGGUGCUCUCCGAAAAGCUGCGGAGCUUCAGCAUGCAGGACCUGACUCUCAUUCGAGAUGAGGAUGCAUUGCCACUGCAGGGGCCUGAUGGCCGCCUCCGACCUGGCCCUGGGGGGCUCCUGGACACUAUUGAGGACUUAGGAGAUGACCCUACCCUGAGUGUAAGGUCCAGCACAAGCCAGGCAGAUCCCCGGACAGAGACCUCAGAAGAUGACCUGGGAGACAAGGCACCCAAGAGGACCAAAUCAAUCAAAAAAGUCCCCAAAGCUGAGCCGGUGGCUUCCAAGACGCUAAAGACCCGACCCAAGAAAAAGAGUUCUGGAGGAGGUGACUCCGCUUGAGGCCCCGCCUCCCCCCACCCUUGCAGCUGUAGGCCAAUAGCAAGCACUGGGGGGAGCUGCAGCCCUAGCCCCCCCUCCACAGUGGGCCAGACCCGAGAACCCCCUAGAUGGUUGUUUCCUGUGCCUCUUCCAGUGGACACUCCUCCAGAGGGGGCUGGGCAGAGAAGAGGGAGGCACAGUUGUCGGGUUGAGGCCAGAAGUUGAUGACUGAGCCCUUGAGGAGGUGGGGGUUUCCCGGCCAGCAUCGCUCUUCGGCUGCUCUAGCCCCGCCCCGCCCAACCCAUCCAGUGCCUUGCUGAAGACCAUGGCCAUCCCCCUCUGCGAGGCCUGCCAUGCCUCCACCGCUGUCUCUUCAAUAGGGGGUAGUGGCCACUGUCCAGAGAGACCAAGGAGGGGGGCCUUAAGGCACCUUGAGAAGGGGAAGAAGUGGGGAGGGGGCUGCUCAGGCCCAGCUCUGAGUGAAGACACGGCCUUGCCAGAACCGUAACUGUAGGGCUGUGUGCUCUCCAUACCACCAGAAAGAGGUGGGAUCCCAAGGCCACGCUUGCUGGCGAGGUUCAGCCCUGGGCUUCCUCUUUAUCCACCCCUGCUGGUCUCAGAACCUCAGAGGCCCCAGGCCUUUGACAGAAUGAGGCCCCAAGGGACUGUCCCCUACCCUUCCAUCCUUGGUCUAGGCUGGACUUCUCCACUCCCAGGGCCCACUAUGGAGGUCCUGCCAAGCUGGCUCCUCUCCUGUCAAAGGGACCCAUCCUACCUUGCCAUGGGGUCCCCUUCCUGUGCCAAGCAUACCCCUGUCAGAACCAACCUGGACCCCACCCCUGGCCCUGGGUCUGCUAGCUUCACUUAGGGCCAAGUGGAAUCCGUGAAGAAGGAAGAGGAGCUGAGCAGCUCCUGAUCCCACAGUGCCCACUGGAUGAGCCAAUAAACUAAACUCUGC